UUGUGAAGGCAGUGAGUACUGUACUGCAAGGGAAGUAACACUGCGCGGAGUUUGACAGCAAAGAAGCUGACAGGAUGCUAAAAUAUUGACAAAUUUCAAAACACCUAAUUUUCACUGAUUUACAAUUUAUUUUUUCACUUUUAAAGAUGGGCAAUAGAUAUUUGAAUGUUUCGGACAACUUACUAUGUAUUCCGUUUUUACGGUACGCGGUUAUUACUGUGAGUUUACCUGCACUGUCUCUGACCUACUGUUUCUUGUCAGCUUACCUGUUUCGAGGAGAUGAAAUCAAUCAAACAGAUUGCAAUGUGACCAACACUAUACCAUCCGUAAGUGCAGUUACUGGCAUCAAACCUCAGACCUACGUGUGGAGAAUAUGUAUCGGCAUACACACAACGCCACGCUUUUUUGUGGGCAUCAUGUACUACAACUACUACCGUAACAGCGUACCAUACAUACACCAAGGACGGGCACUGUACAAGUUCCUCAUAAAACUCUGUUUUUUCUUGUACACCUUGGAGUGCUUCUGUUUACAUGCAGUCAGCUGUAUAUCAAAUAAAGAAAACUACCCAAUUCAUGAGAAGAUCUUCGUUGUUUUCAUGAUAUGUUCCGUAGCCAAUGAGUUGUUCGGCACACUCCUGUAUCGAUGGUCAAAGUACCGACCUAUGACUAAACUGGAAGAGCGUUCCUAUUUCUGGAAGCGGGUAAACCUGUUUGUGACAAGUGUAUCAACGGUGGGUCUUCUGUAUUUCUUCGUCCAGCACCGCUUCUACUGUAUACCAGGAGCUUUCAGCUAUUUCUCAGUGUUUGAGUAUUUGAUUGCCUAUUCAAACAUGGGCUACCAUAUUACUGGCUACUUAGACUUCCAUGGACAAAGCUUGCUGGCUGGUCAUAUAGAGGAACCAGUCUCGAAUGGAUUAACUCCCUUUGAAGAGUCACAAAAUGGUCACCUUUCAUCACAAUCCAACUCAAAUGGUGUUUCGCAUCAGAAGACAAACAUUCCUGUCAGGAAUAGAAAAUUCAAUGGAUAACCACUGAAAAAAGAGGAUUUAUUUUUUAUCCAGUUGGGCUGAUGGAGUCAUUCAUCUCAAGUGUUGUUUUGAUAGACAUUUGUUGUAUUUUACAUGUUUAUUUAAUUAUUUAUACAGUUUGCUACUACCAUAAUAACCAUCAGAUAUUUAUUAGUUUUGCACCUAUCAAUAUUUUGCCCAACGGUUGACCCUUUUGGGCGGAGAUGUGUAGGUUGUGUCAUAGACCUAUAUAAACCAUUAUAGUUUAUAGGUCUGUGCUUGCAUAGAGUGGACUAUGGACAGCGGGUGAAUGCAGACAUGCAAAUUUUGAGCAGGUCUGGUGAGACUGCCACCUGGGAAAUAGACAUGGCUGGAUUUUGUUUCCAAAGAACACCUAACUGCCCAGGAAUUUGACGAAUUUCCCUGCUUUAGGGUUGGGCUUUAAGAACAUCAAAAUUGUCUGUUUCUCUGUUUCACUUGGGUUAUAAUGAUGUCUGAAUCUUCCCCCGUCACUCCAACAACCCUGUUUGAGUAGAACAUUGAUCGGUGCAACAUACGGAUAAGGCCUAAAAAAAAAUUGUUUGGUUAGGGUUACAUCCUUUUCAAAAAUAGGCAGGGUAGGUAGGUUUGUUUUUUUUUUUUUUUUUUUUAUAAGGCUUUAUAUAAGAAUGUCAUUUUCAUCAUUGGAGAAUAGUGUUAAAGUUAUCACCUGUAUAAGCAUUUAAGGUUUUGAACUCUAUAUUUAAAAACCAAAAAAAGAAGAUUUUUUUCAUUUUUUUUUUCAAACUGACUAUAAAAACAGUAGGGCGCCUAUUCCGUAGGUAGGGUCGGGUAACCCGAACCAAAUGUAUUUUUUUUUAGGCCUAAGCACCGUUGGUACUGGAGGUAUGCCUUUUGGCAUUACACCUUUAUCAGUAGACAAAAGCAAUCAUAGACAGGAAGUGAUGUCAACAUCAUGCAAUGUUUAGUAAUGGCAUGGCAUUUGGACUGGCAUAACAUAUAAAAAUCAUUGAUCAAAAAAUAGUUUUAUCAAUUGCUUUACCUUUUUUCAAGUUUUAUAAAGCCUCACUGUUUUUUUUCUGUAUGACAAAUAUUAUAGAACAAUAUAUCACUCUGCAUGUUUGUAAACAAUUUGAUUGAAAACAAUAAUUGCUUUAUUGGUAAUAUUCAAGCAAUCCAUACAUUUAUUUUUUCUUAUUUUGUUUCUAUGAUAAAGAUUAAUUUGAAUAAUCAGUUUAUUUUCCAUCAGAUAAAAACUUAUAUUUCCUCUUAAUUUUGUAAAACAACUUUCUUAAAACGUUAGUCAUGUUUUGUAUUUAACAGGAAAUUAUGUCAUGAACAUAUUACAAAUAAUAGCGUCAUCUAACUGGGUAUGACAUCACCAUUUAAAAGAAAGCACAUUUCAUUUAAAGUAUAUUAUUUAUGUUGUGAUUAUUUAUUUCUACAUACCAUUUUAGUAUUCACUAAACCUAUAAGUGGAACUCAUAAUACUCAGAUGCAUAUUUUGUUUAAAAUUCUCCGCAUACUACAUUUCUGCAAUACAAGUUGCUUUGGGAAUGGCUCAGCUUUGUCAGUGUGUAGUAUUGAGCUCAUCAACAGUGCAGGUAAAAAAUGGUAGGUGAAAUCGCACCGUCCGUCUGUCCGUCCGUCUGUCUGUGCGUCCGGCUCAAUAACUUGUGUCUUGGGUGGAACUUUCUCUUGUAUGGACAGAUUUUAAAAUAACUUACCACUUGUGUUCGACAUACCAAGACGACUUGUCACGUGCAAGACCCGUGUACCUACCUCUUAGGUCAAGUCAGACUUAUGUUUUUAUUCACAAUGGAAUGAUGCAUAUAAUAACAGAUAUAAUAACAGAGUAUAGGUUGUCAUGUCCAGGCUGUAACUUUUUCUUGUAUGGACAUAUUUUAAAAUGACUUGCCACAUUUGUUUGACAUACCAAGACGACGUGUCAUGUGCAAGACCCGUGUUCCUCCCUCUAAGGUCAAGGUCACACUUAGGUGUUUAUUCACAAUGGAAUGCUGCAUAUAAGGACAGAGCGUAGGUUGUCAUGUCCGGGCUGUUACUUUCUCUUGUAUGGACAUAUUUUAAAAUGACUUGCCACAUGUGUUUGACAUACCAAAAAGAUGUGUCGCGUGCAAUUAGACCCGUGUCUCUACCUCUAAGGUCAAGGUCAAACUUAGUGUUAUUCACAAUGGAAUGCUGCAUAUAAGGACACAGAGUAUAGGUUGUCAAGUUUGGGCUGUAGCUUUCCCUUGUAUCAACAGGUUUUAAAAUUACUUGCCACAUGUGUUUGACAUACCAAGACGAUGUGUCGCGUGCAAGACCAGUGUCCCUACCUCUAAGGUCAAGGUCACACUAAGUGUUUAUUCACAAUGGAAUGCUGCAUAUAAUUUCAUAGAUGUCAUAACCGGGCUGUAAUUUUGUCAUGUUUAUGACAGAUUUACAACAAAAACUUGGCACAUGUGUUUGGCAUAUAAAGAUAUAAAGAUUGUGUGUAGUAUGCAAGAUCCACAUGCAAACAUCAAAGGUCAGUAUUUGAUCUUUAACUUUUCAUGUACUGACCUGGUUCAUGGGUCAAUGUUACAUUCGGGGACAUACAUCACAUACUGUAACAGCUCUGGUUUGUUUGUUUUUUACUGGAAAAAAAUGUGAUAAAUAUAAUCUAACACUCAUCAUCAUAUGAUACACACAUUUAUUUAACUCUUCAAGAAAAUAUGUUAGCAGGCAUGCUUAAAGGCCUUGCUUACAAAUUUCCUUAACUCUUUGAUUAAAUUUGUGUGUCAUAUGACCAUGACGACUGGUGACAGACUCUCAUCAUACAGACGCAUACAAAGAAAGGUAUUGGAUCGCUGUGUGUAAUAAAACAGCAAUUUAACUUUAUAAGGCAAACAAGUAAUAUUUGGCACAUAUGUGACUGUAUUAGAUAACAUAUAAAAGUUUAAUUUUUAGACUGUUUGGAAACAUACUGUUUUUAGUUUGUGUAUCAGAAAUGGUCUGCAUUUUUAAGAACAGCAAGUUAUGCUUUGGAAGUUUGAGUUAUACUGUUGCAUGCAACAAAGUGUGAUUUAGUGUGAUUAAGUGUGACAAAGUGUUAAUGAAGUGUGACAAAGUGUUGAUAAAGAAGAGACAUUCCAAUGCUGUUCUCAGAGACUUGUACAUUCUGAGGCAUUUACUUAUAAUAGACAGUCAAUUAUAGUGAAGGGCAAAUAAUUAACAUAAAAUCACACUAAUUUCAUUUUUCAGGGAAUGAUGCUCAUGUUUAUAGGGUCAAAUUAGAGCUCUGUUGGUAAAUUAGAGCUAUGUUGUUAAAUUAGAACACUGUUGUUAAAUUAAAGCUCUGUUGUAAAAUUAGAGCUCUGUUGUAAAACUAAAGCUCUGUUGUAAAAUUAGAGGUCUGUUGUAAAAUUAGAAAAUUGUUGUUAAAUUAGAGCUCUGUUGAAAAUUUAAGCUCUGUUGCAAAAUUAGAACACUGUUGUUAAAUAAGAGCUCUGUUGCAAAAUUAGAAUAUUGUUGUUGAAUUAGAGCUCUGUUGAAAAUUAAAGUUCUUUUGCAAAAUUAGAACACUGUUGUUAAAUUAGAGCUCUGUUGAAAAUUUAAGCUCUGUUGCAAAAUUAGAACACUGUUGUUAAAUAAGAGCUCUGUUGUAAAAUUAGAAUAUUGUUGUUAAAUUAGAGCUCUGUUGAAAAUUUAAGCUCUGUUGCAAAAUUAGAACAAUGUUGUUAAAUAAGAGCUCUGUUGAAAAUUUAAGCUCUGUUGCAAAAUUAGAACACUGUUGUUAAAUAAGAGCUCUGUUGUUAAAUUAGAACACUUUUGUUAAAUUAGAGCUCUGUUGAAAAUUAAAGCUCUGUUGCAAAAUUAAUGCGAAAUAUUGCUGGCCUACAUUUAAAUAUAUUCUGGUCAAAUGAGCUUCUGCCAAGUGCUGUUUGGCUUUGUUUAUUAGGCGCAAACAAAUGUUUGUUUGCAGUUUUAUGACCUACCCUUUUUUUCCCUGACCUAAAUCUUUUUUAUAUCCUUGUGCAAUAUUUCUUAAUUCUUAUAUUUUUAUUUUAAAAAUCUCAAGAAUGAUUUUUGACCCCCCUAUACCCUAUUUUUGGGAAAUGAAACCGGUAAAAAAACAAGUAAUUCAAAUUCAACAAUGCUAAAAACAACUGUUUGCAACAUAAAACAUGUAGGCAAUUCCUUUGAAAUGGCUUCAUACAUUCAUAACCUCUUCUGGGUUACCAAAGUCUUGCUUUAAAUCUGUCUCCUAGUCCGCCGGGGUUAUUUUUUGCCUCCGAGUGAACAUCUCAACGAUUGUCUGUUGUUAUAUGUCUUAUUCAGACAAAUGGCAUUUAUAAUCACUAGUAUUUAUUAUCACAAAUAUUUUUACAAUCCAGAGUAUUAUAAAUGGGACUUUCACACAUGCAUUUAUUAUCCCUGGAGUUAUGUAUACAAAGUUUCAUAUGUGUCUGAAUGUUUUUUUAGUUAUUGCCAAGGUUAAAGUUUAAACUCGACUCCCGACAACGAUGUGUGCAGCAAACAAUACUCAAAAAAAUGCAGACCUUAAUUCCAAUAUUUGAUAAAAACAAAAUGUGGACAUCCAAUAUGGGUAAGUAAUUUUGCAAUUCAGAAAACAAUGUAUAAACACACUAGCGGAUUCAGGGGAGGGGGAUGCACCUGGAGUGCUCCUCCACUUAUAUUAUUCAAAUUUACCCUUUAUGUCAAUAUUGAAGAAAAAAGUAAUAAAAUAUGCUAAAAAUCCACCGUUUUAGACUAGAAAUUGUUUUAAAAGAAAACCUUGGGGGAUACCCACAAACAUUCCCUAUCAUCUAUAUUUUGGUUCUGAGUGUGCGUUUAAUGUCAAAAUGUUGUGCCUCUUAUGUCAAUUCUUAGAAAAGCCCCUAAAAUAGACCAAUUUAUCUCGACUGACCAUUCUUAACCUAGGUCGUGGGAGGGGAACAUAAAAUAUAUAUUUUGAGACUAGUCUUGAGUAUGUUAUUUUUCAUUUCAUUUUUUUAUAGUGAAAAUGAUGUCAUUUGUGUUCAGAUAUGUUUACAUGUAUAUUGUAUGUUUUUAUGUUGUUGCAGUUGUGUUCAUGUUAUUCAAAUAACCAUAACGGAUCUAUGUCAAAAUGUUUUAUUGAUGUUUUAUGUGGGUGAAUUUUAUGCUAUGCAUGGCUAUGUUUUAUUCAAGGUUGAGGUGUUUGUUACGCACUAUAUAAAAUGUACCAAUGAUAAUCACUUGUUUGUAUUUCAUUGCUAGAUAUAGCCAAUAAAUGAAAUAGCCACGAUAAUGAGCUAUAGAAUAA
Molecule: messenger RNA, 6294 nt
Organism: Mya arenaria
Lineage: Eukaryota; Metazoa; Mollusca; Bivalvia; Myida; Myidae
Product: post-GPI attachment to proteins factor 2-like
Exons: 5
Coding region: 147-1028 (293 amino acids)
Biological process (GO): GPI anchor biosynthetic process
Cellular component (GO): Golgi membrane; endoplasmic reticulum membrane
Source: RefSeq, a predicted model, not a curated record